Penicillium macrosclerotiorum is the source of this 333-nucleotide messenger RNA. RefSeq lists its product as uncharacterized. Gene Ontology annotation, biological process: glycerophospholipid catabolic process. Bases 1 to 333 code for a protein of 110 amino acids. The record is from RefSeq and is a predicted model, not a curated record. NCBI's taxonomy places the organism in Eukaryota, Fungi, Ascomycota, Eurotiomycetes, Eurotiales, Aspergillaceae. Gene Ontology annotation, molecular function: A2-type glycerophospholipase activity. Gene Ontology annotation, cellular component: intracellular membrane-bounded organelle; cytosol. The transcript has a single exon.
AUGAGCAGCUCGGUCCCUUUGGUCGUCUAUACUCCGAACUCACCAUACACCUACCAAUCGAAUGUAUCUAUGUUCGACUUACAGUAUUAUACCACAGAACGUCAUUUGAUUAUUAGGAAUGGUUAUGAUGUCGCUAUGAUGGCCAACGCAACAAUUGACCCUGACUGGCCGACAUAUUUAGGCUGCGCGAUCCUGAGUCGAAGUCUAGAACGCACUGACAUGGCCGUCCCAGAGCAAUACACAAUGUGUGUUAAACGAUACUGCUGGAACAGCACGACCAAUGAUACAGACCCGGGCAACUAUGAUCCCCCUUACAAAUUACCGCAUCGGUAA